AUGUCUGAGAAGCCCGUUUUUCUCCUCGCCCACGGCGCUUGGCACCCUUCUUGGCUAUACGAGCCGCUCAAGGAAGCCCUCGCCAGGCUAGGCUACGCCCUCGCUGUACCUGCUUUGCCUACUAUGGGUACCAACGCCAAAGGCGUCACAUGGGAGGCGGAUGUGGAGGCACUUCUACAAACCGCUGAGCCUCUCUUUGCGGAGGGAAAGAAGGUCAUAUUGAUCGGGCACUCCUAUGGUGGCAUUCCGGCCUGCAUAGCAACACGCGGCCAAAGCGUUGCCGAGCGGCAUGCUCGCGGCCUAGUUGGCGGAUUCGUUCAAAUCCUUUUCCUCUGUGCUUUUACUAUGCCAUAUAAUGGCAUUAGUCAAGUGGACCUGACGCAGAACACGCUGCCUCCUUGGCAGGAGCACAUUACCGAGUCCGGACGUAUUACUCAGCUCAUUGUUAAUCAGAAGGCUAAGGAAGUCCUGUAUAAUGACUUGUCAGAGGAGAUGGCGGACAAAUAUUUCAGCGCCUUGGUACCCCAGUCUCAGGCUGCUCUGGAAAAGCCGGUUGACUUCUCAGUACCUGAAAUCACGAUUCCGAAGGCGUAUAUUGUCUGUGAGCGCGACCAGGCCUUCCCCACAGCUGCGCAGCGCCACUUUGUCAACACGCUCGGCCUCCGAGAGCUGUCGGUGUCGGGAGGGCACACGGCGUUUGCGAGUGUUCCCGAUGAGCUGGCGGGUGUGCUGGUGGGGCAGGUGGAGUGA
Molecule: messenger RNA, 750 nt
Organism: Diaporthe batatas
Lineage: Eukaryota; Fungi; Ascomycota; Sordariomycetes; Diaporthales; Diaporthaceae
Exons: 2
Coding region: 1-750 (249 amino acids)
Source: RefSeq, a predicted model, not a curated record